Amphimedon queenslandica is the source of this 681-nucleotide messenger RNA. RefSeq lists its product as uncharacterized. Lineage: Eukaryota; Metazoa; Porifera; Demospongiae; Haplosclerida; Niphatidae. The transcript is spliced from 2 exons. The coding region runs from base 55 to 669 and encodes 204 amino acids. The record is from RefSeq and is a predicted model, not a curated record.
CUUCAAGAGACUCACAUCUGUUUAAAUGAAAUUUCUGGUGUGGAUGGGCAAGGAAUGACAACGCAAGUUGCAAAUAACGAUCAGAAUGAUGUUUAUUUUCGUUUUGGAGGGGCAACACUGGCCAGCAUGUUACACAACCGAUACAAAGAAAUUAGAAGUUGUAGUGCAGUAAAAAGAGAGCUCAUAUCUGUGGAAAUAACCAUAUUGCAAGCAAUUAACAAUAAAGACAAAUCAGCUAUUCCAGCAUACCUGCAAUAUCGAGACAAAGGAUUCAUGUAUUUUCCAGAUAUAACAUUCAUACCAUUCAUCCGUGCUGUAGACGAAUGUGCUAAGCAGGUUGUGAAUGAAAAGGGUUUGAAAGACCAUGGUGACGAAUUAAUCAAGGUUACUCACAGUAUAGUGAAACUGGCAACACACCUGAAAAGUCAACUUGUUGAUGGACUAAGAAGUAAAAUGGCACUUGAUACUGAUAUUGAAAAGCAAGCAACAGACAAUGUUUACGAUGAGAUGCUGAGAAAGCUAACUAACACAAGAAUUCAAGAAUUUAUGUCUUCUUUUAAACAAAAGAUGGCAUUUAACAGUGGUCAUGCUUCAACAGCAGGUCUGAAUUUACGGGACCAGUUACUUUCACAGCAUGUACAAGUUCAGUCUCGUGUACAAUUAGAUUAAAACAUAAUUAAC